This is a messenger RNA of Myxocyprinus asiaticus (Chinese sucker), 3941 nucleotides long. RefSeq names its product ADP-ribosylation factor 6-like. The transcript has 2 exons. Gene Ontology annotation, biological process: vesicle-mediated transport; intracellular protein transport. Gene Ontology annotation, cellular component: cytoplasm. The record is from RefSeq and is a predicted model, not a curated record. Bases 632 to 1159 code for a protein of 175 amino acids. NCBI's taxonomy places the organism in Eukaryota, Metazoa, Chordata, Actinopteri, Cypriniformes, Catostomidae. Gene Ontology annotation, molecular function: GTP binding; GTPase activity.
CAGUAGCAAGAACGCACCUUUUCCGGUAAUACCGACAGUAGCAGCAGCAGCAGCAGCACAACCGGGACCGAAGAGCGACUGGAGAGGAGAGAGGGGUCGAGAACCGACCCGGGGUGAGAGAGAGAGAGAGAGAGAGAGAGAGAGAGGGGCUGUUAAAUGAAGGGACGGAAGAGGGAAACUCGUGAUGAAUCAGUGACUUUUUGGACUUCUAAACUCCCAACUGGAUUCUCUGAGCACCAAAACUGAUGAUCAGAAGUCUUAAAAAGGACUCAAACCGAGUGAAUACAAGAAGAAGGUCGGAGUUGAUCAGAAAGGCCUGUUAUAAAGAUCUUGUUUUGGAGACGACAAGGUGUAUUUGGGCGGUUUGUAUUGUCUAUGCACCCUCAGUUGUACACAACUCAACUUGCUUGCAUAGUGGUUUGUGUUUCCCCUUAUGCAUACUACAUUAGAUUCAAUGAGAGUCACCGUUGGUUACACAUACUAUGCAUUACUAUGCAUUUUUUAAACGAAUGGCUCUGAAGUUCCAUAUUGAAGGUGCAAGUCGAGAUUCAAAGUAACAGUUCGAAGCAAUACCAAAUAGCCUUCUAAUCGUUUUUCCUGCGACAAACGUAAUAUAUGCACAGCCAAGAAGAUGGGGAAGAUGCUUUCAAAGAUCUUCGGCAACAAAGAGAUGAGAAUAUUGAUGCUUGGACUUGACGCGGCGGGCAAGACCACGAUUCUUUACAAACUGAAACUGGGACAGUCUGUCACAACCAUCCCGACCGUGGGAUUCAACGUGGAGACUGUCACCUAUAAGAACGUCAAGUUCAACGUCUGGGAUGUCGGUGGUCAGGACAAGAUCCGACCGCUGUGGCGGCAUUACUACACCGGCACCCAGGGACUGAUCUUCGUAGUGGACUGUGCGGAUCGAGACCGGAUCGACGAGGCCAGACAGGAGCUGCAUCGCAUCAUCAACGAUCGCGAAAUGAGGGACGCCAUCAUUCUGAUCUUCGCCAACAAGCAAGACCUUCCCGACGCCAUGAAACCACACGAGAUCCAAGAGAAGCUCGGGCUGACCCGGAUCCGAGAUAGGAAUUGGUACGUUCAGCCGUCCUGCGCUGCGACGGGCGAUGGACUCUACGAAGGGCUCACCUGGCUUACAUCCAAUUACAAAUCGUAACGCAUCGAUACGGAAAAGAGUGGCAACUAGAAUCAAUUAAAGAAUAACUUUGGCUUCUCAGAUCUGUGUGUAAAGUUUGAUUAUUAUCUUCUUCUCAAGCCCAUCUUUGUUUGUUUGUUUGUUUGUUUAUUGGCCCGCUCUUACAUUUACUUAAAGCACUAUUGUAGUUCUGUUACAUUUGAAUGUAUAACCAUCUCCAAAUAUGCCAUACACUGCAAAAUCUGUAUGAAAAACCUCAAAUAUUAUUAAAAUGAUGCAUUUACUUGAAGCAAAAUUGUGUACGAUAAAAAGACUUGAAUUAAAGUCAUUUUCUAACACCAUAACAUAUAUAAUAGUUUUUUUCUUGCUGUUUGAAUAAUUUUUACUACAAUGUGUUAGAUUUGUGCUUAAAACAAGAAAAUGCAAUGGGGUAAGAAAAAUAAACUGUAAACAAGUCUUCUUAUCUAUGCAAUGUGCCUUCUGAAGUACAACGUAAAUGCAUUUUGUAUUAAAGGAAUAUUCCGGGUUUACAAUGGAAGUCAAUGGGGUUCAAUCUGUAAACGUUAAAAUACUCACUGUUUCAAAAGUAUAGACACAAGACGUAAAGAACAUGAUUUUACUGUGAUAAAAUCACUAACUAACCGCAUCUGUGUGACGUUAGAACCAAUUUUACUACUUUGUUGCCAUGACGACGAAAUGCGGUAAACCAUCAAACCCUACAACGACUGUAAAAACGACUGUUUCCAGCUCGGAUAAUAUACAUGUUUUAACAAGAAUUAAUGUAAGUGCUUUUAUACAAUUGUAAGCUUCACAUUUCUGCCUUUAAACCUCCAAAAAUUGACCCCCAUUGACUUCCAUUGUAAGUGUCUCACUGGAGCACACAUUUAAAGAAAAGGAGGGACGAGUCGAAAUUAAUUUGAACAUUUUGCCACAAAUGCUGUCGAUUGAGCUGAACUUGUAUUAACCGGGAAUAUUCCUUUAAGGAUGUUUGGAUAUUUUUUACGGGGGGGGGGAGACCGAAAGAAAAUGAUUUUAUGCAGUGUAAAGUAUUAUUUUCAGAAGCUGUGUGUUGUUGUUUUUUUUCCAUUCAGUCCAGUUGAAGAUCUGGCCAUUGACUGAUAUGGAAAUGUUUCUUUUUAUUUGUCUGAAGAUACAGUUAUUAGUCCUUAAAACGGCAGCUUAUUUGUUUACCUCUGUGCCAUCACGUAUAACGAAUGUAAGGAGAAUAGCUUCAACACAGAUUAUUCAAAUAAAACAUAUAUGCAGAAUUUAGUCAAAAAGUCCUUGAAGGAAAAUUGACGUAUUUUUGUCAGUAAGCUUCCAUUUCAACGAAGAAUUCAAACUGUUUUGAACUUUUUUUGGUGGGACAAAGCAGAUGUACCCUGCAGGGAUGAUGCUAAUGAGAUUUAUUUAAAACGGUGUACUAGAAUAAGGGCCCUUUGACUUUAGUGUGCACGACUGUAAUCAUAACCAUAAACCGCACAAAUCACACCAAGCCUCUUUUUCUCGCACUAAAUUAAGGUUAAAUGCUUUGUUUUAUUAUUUUGACUGAUUUGUUAUGCUGAAGAAAUAAUAAAAUCUAUAUCAAUAUAUAUAUCUAUAUAUAUCCAGUACAAUGUGAUUGUGUCUUCUUGACGAGGUAGAACGUGCUUGCACAUUUACAUUGUACAUUCUGAAUGUAGAACUGUGUUUUAGUGAGUUUACGAGGUCAGGACAGAAGCGUGCUGGUCUGUCUUCAUCCCUGUGAUUAUAAUUGACCCUGUGAAGUGAAUGAGUGAUAACGUCUUUGGUUUCAGGGUCAAAUGAUCACGUGUUUCCCUCUAUAUUCACCCGAGAAAGAGCGACAAGAGAGUUGAAGUUGAACAUGUAUUGGUGUUCAGAUUACAGUGAGAACACUUCAGCUGUCAGCGUUGUGCGAUGAUGUAAUGGGAAGUCAGUAAGAUAACUUCCAAGUUUCCAGUUGAACAAAACACAGGCGUUUAUGUGAUGUUCUGCCGAGUAAAGCCGCACUAACGUUUUCCAUCAUGUUUGCAUAUCAGACAGUUUAAUUAAAUUCAGUUUCCUGGCACGCAUCGCCAAAGAUUUUAUACCGUUUAUUUGAAUGUUUAAUGCACACCUGACUGAAUCUCACAAAUACCUCUUGGUUAUAUUUCAGCCCAAAUCAAAAGCAAGCAAAUAUAUGUUAUAUAAAGUGAAUAAAGCCUAUUUUUAGGACAAUUUGGAUUUUUGACAUUGUGACCCCCCCCCCCCCCCCAAAAGUCUGUUUUUACUAUAUAAUGUAAAUCAUGUAAAAUAGUGUAAUAAAAUUAUUACAAAUAAUAAUAAUUGUAUAAUUAUAGAUUUAUUAUUUAAAAAAGUGGUUUAAAUAUAUUUAAACUUAUUUAAAAUAUUUUUAAAUAUUAAAUAUUGCUUUUAUUAAAUAUUAUAAAAUGAUAUUAAAACAAAUUAAAAUCAGAAUAAGGGUGAUACAACAAAUACCACCAUUAUAUAUAUAUAUAUAUAGUUCUCUAUUUAAAUAAUAUAUCACUGUUUUUCACAUUUAAUAAUUCAAUUUAGCAUUACUUUAAUAGUAAAUAGGGUGGGGGGUACUUAAUUGUCAUGAAAAUAAUGGCACAGUUAAUAUAAUGUGAAUCAAUUGUUCUUAAAAUAGGAUUAAUUUUCUUUAUGGAACAUAUAAAAUAGAUAUUAAUAAAUAUGACAGGUCUUGUCAAGUAUUGUAAAAUUCAUCAACCUGUUGCUAGAGCAGAUUUUAUGUAAUUGUCGGGGAAUUACAGUAAAAAUAUCAUAGUGCAAAAAAAAAAAA